UCCUCUUGUGACGGUCACAACAUGAGAGCCCACUCGCAUCUCCUUCAUCCAAAACUCAGAUUCAACAUGAAGAAACUGGAAGACAACAUCUUGUUUAAGAUCUCAGGUAUGAUGAAGCUCACAAUAACAUUCGCCACAUGCUUAGUACUUUCAAUGGUGCUACUACUACCAUCUUACAACAUCUCCAACCUUCACAAGUCUCAUCUUACAACCACAGGAGGCCUUCUUGCAACAGGUUUUGAUGAGGAAUCUUGCUUGAGUAGGUACCAUCAAUCAUCUUUACGCAAACCUUCACCAUUCAAACCAUCUACAAACCUUGUCUCUAAGCUAAGAAGCUAUGAGAUGCUUCACAAACGUUGCGGUCCAGGCUCAGAUGCUUACAAGAGAGCUACAAAGCAGCUUGGUAACAACAAUUUAAUAAACAGCAACGGUGGUGAUUGUCAGUACGUAGUGUGGACGCCUAUGUUUGGUCUAGGAAACAGAAUACUUUCCAUGGUCUCUGUCUUCACCUAUGCUCUUAUAACAGAUAGAGUCAUGCUUGUUGACCAAAGGAACGAUAUAACCGACCUCUUCUGUGAGCCUUUCCCCGGUACUUCCUGGUUACUUCCUUCGGAUUUUCCAUUGACUGAUCAGAUAGAUAGCUUCAACCGCACGCAUUCGCAUUGUUACGGGACCAUGUUGAAGAAUCAUACAGUUAACUCGACUACAAGACCGUCACAUCUUUAUAUUGAUAUCUUCCAUGACUCAAGGGAUCAUGAUAAGAUGUUCUUCUGUGAAGAGAACCAAUCUUUCAUCAAGAACAUCCCUUGGCUAGUAGUGAAAUCUAACCUUUACUAUGCUCCAUCUCUAUGGUUGAUACCUAGUUUUCAGACCAAACUCAUCAAGCUGUUCCCACAGAAAGACACAGUCUUCUACCACUUGAGCCAUUAUCUUUUCCACCCGACAAACCAAGUUUGGGGAAUGGUCACAAGAUCCUACAACGCUUACUUAUCAAGAGCCGACGAGGUACUCGGCCUUCAAAUAAGAGUGUUCAGCACGCCAGCUGGUUAUUUCCAGCACGUGAUGGACCAGAUCGUAUCAUGCACACAAAGAGAGAAGCUCUUGCCUGAACUAGCUACAAAGGGAUCACAAAAUAUAACGAAGACACCGAGACUCAAAGCUGUUCUCGUCGCAUCUCUUCAUCCAGAGUACUCUGAUGAGCUAAAGAACAUGUUUUUAGAACGGCCUAGUUCAACGGGAGAGUUAAUCGAAGUUUAUCAGCCAAGUGGAGAAAGGGUUCAACAAACAGACAAGAAGGUACACGACCAAAAGGCGCUCGCGGAGAUUUAUCUUCUGAGUUUAACUGAUAAGCUUGUGACAAGCACAAGGUCUACGUUUGGAUACGUAGCUCAAGGUCUAGGAGGAUUAAAGCCAUGGAUACUGUACGAGCCAAGGCACAAAAAGGCUCCUGACCCGCCGUGUGUUAGGGCCAUGUCGAUGGAGCCUUGUUCUCUUAAAGCACCAAUCUCUGCUUGUCAAGCUGAGACAAUCAAAACAACCCCUUUUGUUAAGUACUGUGAGGAUCGCAUCACAGGGAUUAAGCUAGUUGAUGAACUUUGAUAACCCUUCAU
This is a messenger RNA of Brassica napus (rape), 1610 nucleotides long. RefSeq names its product probable fucosyltransferase 9. Gene Ontology annotation, cellular component: Golgi apparatus; membrane. Gene Ontology annotation, biological process: xyloglucan biosynthetic process; cell wall biogenesis. The transcript is spliced from 2 exons. Gene Ontology annotation, molecular function: galactoside 2-alpha-L-fucosyltransferase activity. The record is from RefSeq and is a predicted model, not a curated record. The coding region runs from base 22 to 1599 and encodes 525 amino acids. Lineage: Eukaryota; Viridiplantae; Streptophyta; Magnoliopsida; Brassicales; Brassicaceae.